AUGUCUGAGUGGAAAAGGGAUACUGGAACACUCAGCUCUUGCAGCCCAUACCUCCUGAACCACCACCCACUACACCCCUACCUCACGAACCACCACCCACUACACCCCUACCUCCUGUCCCACCACCCAUUACACCCCUACCACCUGAACCACCACCCACUACACCCCUACCUCCCAAACCACCAUCCAAUACACCCCUACCUCCUGAACCACCACCCAAUACACCCCUACCUCCUGAACCACCACACACUACACCCCUACCUCCUGAACCACCACCCAAUACACCCCUACCUCCUGAACCACCACCCACUACACCUCUACCUCCUGAACCACCACCCACUACACCCCUACCUCCUGAACCACCACCCACUACACCUCUACCUCCUGAACCACCACCCACUACACCCCUACCUCCCAAACCACCAUCCACUACACCCCUACCUCCUGAACCACCACCCACUACACCCAUACCUCCUGAACCACCACCCAAUACACCCCUACCUCCCGAACCACCACCCAAUACACCCCUACCUCCUGAACCACCACCCAAUACACCCCUACCUCCCAAACCACCAUCCACUACACCCCUACCUCCCGAACCACCACCCACUACACCCCUACCUCCCAAACCACCACCCAUUACACCCCUACCUCCCAAACCACCACCCAUUACACCCCUACCACCUGAACCGCAACUGA
This is a messenger RNA of Esox lucius (northern pike), 699 nucleotides long. RefSeq lists its product as uncharacterized. Bases 1 to 699 code for a protein of 232 amino acids. The transcript has a single exon. NCBI's taxonomy places the organism in Eukaryota, Metazoa, Chordata, Actinopteri, Esociformes, Esocidae. The record is from RefSeq and is a predicted model, not a curated record.